Molecule: messenger RNA, 481 nt
Organism: Caenorhabditis sp. 36 PRJEB53466
Lineage: Eukaryota; Metazoa; Nematoda; Chromadorea; Rhabditida; Rhabditidae
Source: the annotation of a GenBank genome assembly
AUGAUCAGGAAAGGAAUAAAUGACACUGACUUGGAGAAGAUGUUGGAGCACGUGCAACUGACUCACAUUCUGGAAAGGGAAGGAGGCUGGUCGGCAGUGCAGGACUGGAUGGAUGUGUUAUCGGGAGGAGAGAAGCAGAGAAUUGCGGUAAGAACUGAGUGAGAGAGGGUGGAAACAUGAUUUUUCGUAUUCCAGAUGGCUCGUCUCUUCUACCACAGACCUCAGUUCGCCAUUUUGGAUGAGUGCACGUCGGCAGUCAGUGUCGACGUCGAAGGUAUUCCAUUCAUUCUUCCGCGACCUCCCAAUUAAAUCCUUUUUAGGAGCAAUGUACCGUCUGUGCAGAGAGAUGAACAUCACUCUGUUCACAGUUUCGCAUCGAAAGAGUCUCUGGAAAUAUCACGAGUACUCCCUCUACAUGGACGGCCGCGGAUCGUACCGAUUCGAGCAGAUUGACGACCAAUCCGAUCAGUUUGGAUCCUAA